Telopea speciosissima is the source of this 1761-nucleotide messenger RNA. RefSeq names its product disease resistance protein RPM1-like. Gene Ontology annotation, biological process: defense response to other organism. The coding region runs from base 1 to 1761 and encodes 586 amino acids. The transcript has a single exon. NCBI's taxonomy places the organism in Eukaryota, Viridiplantae, Streptophyta, Magnoliopsida, Proteales, Proteaceae. Gene Ontology annotation, molecular function: ADP binding. The record is from RefSeq and is a predicted model, not a curated record.
AUGGAUAUUGUCAGGAAAUGUGAUGGAUUACCACUAGCUAUUAUGGUAUUGGGAGGUCUUCUAUCGGAUAAAAGGCUAAAUACUACUCUUGCUGAAUGGAAGAAAAUGCUCGACAGUGUGAACUGGCAUCUAGAGUACUCGAGUGACUGUCAAAAGGUACUGGCUUUGAGUUACUCCGAAUUACCUAGUCACUUGAAGCCUUUAUUUCUUUAUUUUGGGGUUUUUCCAGAAGAUACUGAGAUCGAUAGGGACAGAUUGAUUCGGCUGUGGGUUGCAGAGGGAUUUCUGGAACCAAGGGGGAAUUUAAGAAUGGAAGAUGUGGGCGGAGAAUGCCUUGAGGAGCUGAUGCAGAGGAACCUGAUUCAAGUUGCGACGUGGAAACCAAAUGGGGUACCUCGAUCAUUUAUAAUUCAUGAUCUCCUCUUGAACUUGGCAAUAUCCGAAGCCAAGGAAGGUAACUUUCUUAACGUUUUCAAUUCUCAGAAGUCCUUGAAUUGUUAUCGUCGUGAAGCCCUCCAAGAUAAGUGUGAUGAAGAAAAUAUGGCUGAUCAGGAGGCAUCUUACCGUUCCUCCACCUCCAUGAGUUCUUCUAUAAACCUUCUCCGCUCAUUGCUCUGCUUCACUGAAGUGUCCCCGUCUCUUUAUGGAGAGUUCAAACUACUUAAUGUGUUGGAUCUAGAGGGUGCUCCAGGUAUUAAAAGCUUACUCAAGGAAACAGGAAAGCUCAUUUUUCUCAAGUACUUGAGCUUACGUGAUACUGGCUUGGAAACUCUUCCACCUUGGGUUGGCAACUUGUAUAACCUAACUCUCGAUCUGUACGGUACCGAGAUUGAAUCUCUCCCCAUUGAAAUAUUAAAAUUGCGUAAAUUAAGGCAUCUUGUAUUUGAUGGCAGAAACAAGAUGAAGGCAUUUAAUGACUCCAUUGUUAGGAGUGGUAUUGGGAUUUAUCGACGGCCUUCUCCUCAUAGACACAUUCAUGAUCUAAGUGAUCUCCAAACACUAGUCCUUCCAACAGGUGAUUGGAUUGAGAAUGGUCUCGAAAUGUUGACCGGUCUCAGGGAUUUGUGGAUAAUUGGGACUGCAAUGGAAAAAUUCAGAGAGGCAUUGUCCCGGGCCCUAGUCAAUUUGGUGCGCCUUGAGGUCAUAGUCUUGAUAGAAUUUGGAAGUGGUGAAAUUUUUUUCCCGUCACUUUCGAGCCAUGUGUAUCUCUAUGAUCUCUCCAUCUGUGGACACAUACAAAAGCUACCUGAACUUCAUAACUUCCCUCCGAAUCUCGCAAGGUUGCGAUUGGGUGGCACACAUCUAAAAGAAGACAUGAUGGUUACACUCGAGAAGCUGUCCCAAUUAAAGGACCAUUCAUUAUAUCGGUUUACAUACGAUGGAGUUGUAAUGAAAUGCCAUGCAGGGGGGUUUUCUAAACUCGAGAGUUUGUCCCUCCAAGAGUUUGAUUGGCUAAGGUAUUGGAUAGUGGAGGAAGGAGCAAUGCCUAAUCUGAUGAUACUGGAAAUUAGAGGCUUUGAUAGGUUAAAAUGGAUCCCCGGUGGGCUGAGACACAUCACAACACUACAGAAACUUACAUUGGCUAUGCCAAAGGAGUUCCUUGAGAGGGUUAAAGAAGGUGGAAAAGAUUGGGAGAAGAUCAAACAUGUACAUUCCAUCAAUACAAGGGAAGAAGAAGAAAUCAUACCUGAAGAACAGUUAACCGAAUAUGAACGCAAAUGGUUCACAUCUACAGGGGAGAUGAUCCCUGAUGACCACUAA